Molecule: messenger RNA, 854 nt
Organism: Sorex fumeus (smoky shrew)
Lineage: Eukaryota; Metazoa; Chordata; Mammalia; Eulipotyphla; Soricidae
Gene: MYL4
Product: myosin light chain 4
Exons: 8
Coding region: 142-711 (189 amino acids)
Cellular component (GO): myosin II complex
Molecular function (GO): calcium ion binding
Source: RefSeq, a predicted model, not a curated record
GUGCGUGGGCACGAGUAAUUCUGGAAUUGCACAGCCGCCCCCAGAGGUGGUUGUUGGGCUUCCAGCACCUGCUUUGUCCGGAUCUCUGCAGUCUCUUCUUCUCUUUGCUCCGGUCUCCCCUCCACCCCAACCAUACGCAGCAUGGCGCCCAAGAAGCCAGAGCCUAAGAAGGAAGCGGCCAAGGCGGCUCCAGCUCCGGCCCCUGCUCCUGAGCCACCCAAGGAACCUGCCUUUGAUCCCAAAAGUGUGAAGAUAGACUUCACCGCCGACCAGAUUGAAGAGUUCAAAGAAGCCUUCUCCUUGUUCGACCGCACGCCGAGCGGAGAGAUGAAGAUCACCUACGGGCAAUGUGGGGACGUGCUGCGGGCUCUGGGCCAGAAUCCCACGAACGCCGAAGUACUGCGCAUGCUGGGCAAACCCAAGCCCGAAGAGAUGAACAGCAAGAUGCUGGACUUCGACACCUUCCUGCCCAUCCUGCAGCACAUCUCCCGCAACAAGGAGCAGGGCACCGAGGAGGACUUUGUGGAGGGGUUGCGUGUUUUUGACAAGGAGAGCAAUGGCACAGUCAUGGGCGCUGAGCUGCGCCAUGUGCUGGCCACCCUGGGAGAGAAGAUGACUGAGGCGGAAGUGGAUCAGCUGCUGGCUGGGCAAGAGGAUGCCAACGGCUGCAUCAAUUAUGAAGCCUUUGUCAAGCACAUCAUGUCGGGGUGAAGCGGAUCCCUCCAGGGGCAUUAGCAGGAAGAUGGAUGCCAGGAUGACCAGGAGACACCAGGGAUGCCUCAAAUGGUUCUUCCUGCUGCUGCUUUUUAAAAUUUGUGGUACAAUGCCAUAAUGUAAGAGUUCUUUCUCAACCA